Macaca mulatta (Rhesus monkey) is the source of this 721-nucleotide messenger RNA. Its product is annotated as thymosin beta-15A. Gene Ontology annotation, cellular component: cytoplasm. The record is from RefSeq and is a predicted model, not a curated record. NCBI's taxonomy places the organism in Eukaryota, Metazoa, Chordata, Mammalia, Primates, Cercopithecidae. Gene Ontology annotation, molecular function: actin monomer binding. Gene Ontology annotation, biological process: regulation of cell migration; actin filament organization.
GGAAACGAGUCCGGAAACCCUGGGCCAAUCAGACAGGGCUGGGGCGGGGUCUGCUGCAGGGCUUAGCGCUGCAGGCCUCUGGCGGGAACGCUAACCUGGUCGAUCCUGGGUCUCAGCCCCGCGGACAGCUUUUCACGAGUCUUCAAGCCUUCAGGCUUUCUUCUAGUCAAGAUGAGUGAUAAACCAGACUUGUCGGAAGUGGAGAAGUUUGACAGGUCAAAACUGAAGAAAACUAAUACUGAAGAAAAAAAUACUCUUCCUUCAAAGGAAACUAUCCAGCAGGAGAAAGAGUGUGUUCAAACAUCGUAAAAUGGGGAUCUCCUCCAAAGAGCAGAUUUCAACAUUGUCUGACAGUCUUGGUUUUGGGUUUGUUUUUUUUGUAACCCUAUGUGUUUGUAAAGAUUUCAGGCAUCUUCUGAUUUCUUCUCAACUGUAUUCCCUGGCUAAGAGGUCAGGGGUAGUGAAUGUUUCCUUAAGUUCCUUUUUAAACUUCCCAUUGGUAUGUAAAUUCCAAAUGGCAGAUGCUGUCAAUAAUCUUGCCAUUGAUGACCUUUGUGUACGUAGUCCUUGCACCUCAUACAGGAUAAGCCAAUUUAAACUUUCUACAAUGGAUGCCUCAAUUGUUUUGUAAUCUUCAUGAGGUUGCAUCCUUUUGCAGCUUCUUAUAGUUUAUUUUCACUUCCAAUGUAGCAAUAAAAUAAUAAAUAUAAUAGUUAUCGUG